UCUCUCUCUCUCUCUCUCGCCCUCUCUAAAAGUAAGGUGUUUCCAUUUUUCAUAUAAAAAGCAGCAAUAUAUUUCUCUAAGAUAUAAGUCGCAGAAAAAGGAAAGCCGGGAAAGAAGAGUGAAGAAGAGGAAGAAUGUUAAAGGAUACAGAGUGUGAUACCAAGCUAUGCCUCACUCCUGGAGGACGCAAUUAUUUCCCGUCUUCCCAUUCCGGCUCCGCGGGCUCCAGCAGGGUGGAGGAACAGGAAGGAAGAACAUCCCAGCAGCAGAUUUCCAUAUUCUAUGGUGGCCGUGUUUGCGUUUGUGAUGCAACAGAGAUCCAGGCCAGGGCCAUCAUAUGCAUGGCUCGGCGAGAGAUGGAGGAAAUGGCUACCAGGAAACAGAACGAUCGAGGCAUGGAAUCGUGUCAACUUUCUCCGGCUUCUAGGACUCCACAAGCCAUGCCACAGCUGCUAAAUCCGGGCCUCUCGAUGAAGCGAUCUCUGCAGCAGUUUUUGCAGAAAAGAAAAAGCAGGACUGAUGACUCCUCCCCUUACAAAAGCGCCCACCAUCACCUUCCCUCCUAAUGCUUCUGAAACUUGUGACUCAGUUUUUCUUUUCUUUUACUUUUUAUCUUUUCUUCCCCCUCCCCUCCCCUUAAUUUAGAGCAUUGUUUAAUCCAAUUUGCUAUUAUGUCUCCUUGAUUCAGGUAGGUGCCCAUUUUCAGGCAAAAGAAAAGGAACUACCAACAUAAAUAUCACACCUCUUUCUAUUUCUUUGGAAAAAGAAACCAUGCAAAGCGGAGAUUCCAAAUUCAGAUCUUCAACUGUGUAUUUUCGAAUAUCUUAGACCUGAAUAAUUGUUAUAGGAUAAGUCAUUCUCUCUUUCUGGGAAAAAAAAGAGAAAAAAGACAGGUCCGGUGCGAUACUUCUGGGCUUUGAUAAUUGUUUUCACUGUGAUUUCUUUCGAUCACCUAUUUGGCAUAGUACGUAUAACACGAUUAUGAGAACUUUUUAUGUA
This is a messenger RNA of Phoenix dactylifera (date palm), 999 nucleotides long. NCBI's taxonomy places the organism in Eukaryota, Viridiplantae, Streptophyta, Magnoliopsida, Arecales, Arecaceae. The record is from RefSeq and is a predicted model, not a curated record.